This is a messenger RNA of Laetiporus sulphureus 93-53, 265 nucleotides long. RefSeq lists its product as uncharacterized. The record is from RefSeq and is a predicted model, not a curated record. The annotation marks the transcript as partial. NCBI's taxonomy places the organism in Eukaryota, Fungi, Basidiomycota, Agaricomycetes, Polyporales, Laetiporaceae. The transcript has 3 exons.
AAUGCUAUACUGCUCAUUUCAUGAUGUGCCCGUGCUCGAUCCUGCAAGAUCACGAAUAACUCGACUUGGAACUGCGCUCAUUCCGUGGCCGCCCACCUCUCAAACAGUACAUCAUGCACUGGCACGAUAUGUGCUUUUCAUCCUCACCAUGCACCUUCCUGCAGGGUCGAUAUGAAGGAUCAGGAGAUAUAUUGCAUGGGACGUGGGAUAGUACAUCGGGUGAAAUAGAAGAGGUUGGAGAGAAAUCGAGUGAGGUGACAAUAGC